Molecule: messenger RNA, 1803 nt
Organism: Pleuronectes platessa (European plaice)
Lineage: Eukaryota; Metazoa; Chordata; Actinopteri; Pleuronectiformes; Pleuronectidae
Gene: cdnf
Product: cerebral dopamine neurotrophic factor
Exons: 4
Coding region: 359-874 (171 amino acids)
Biological process (GO): dopaminergic neuron differentiation; neuron projection development
Cellular component (GO): endoplasmic reticulum
Source: RefSeq, a predicted model, not a curated record
ACCUCCAUUUAAUAUUCCAUUACGUUUGACUUUGAUUAUGUUUUUUUUAUCAAACGUCCAUAAUAAGAGUCAUUACACAUUGGUUUUCAGCCUUUUUCUGCUCUUUACCGUAACACCACGAAUAGACACGCAUCAAACUUCAGGCUUGGGCCGGCGUCACCGGAUUCUCCCAAACGACGGAUCAGAUGACCUUAUGAGAAACGGGAAUCGUGAGAAACUCUCAUUCGGGACGUAAAAGUGACCCGAUUCUCAAUCAUAGGGUCCCAAUUGUGAAAGCCACGUGGUGACGUAUGCGGUGACGCGGGUCCUGGGCUACUCACCGCCGAGACACCCGUGGCUAAUAAUAACUCACGCCACCAUGUCGGUGCUGUCACUGGCCGUUCUCCUGUUUUUCAGAGGCUCUACUUUCUCUUCCGCAGCCGAAUGUGAAGUGUGUGUGAGCUUCCUCCACAGAUUGUAUGGCAGCCUGAACUCAGCCCACACAGAGCUCACCCCGGCCCUGGUGGAGGAGGAGCUGCUCCGGGCAUGCACCGUCGCUCAGGGGAAGGAAGCCAGGCUGUGUUACUACCUCGGGGCCAGUAGUGAUUCAGCGACACGUGUCACAGCAUCAGUGGCCCGCCCGCUGGCCUCUCACGUCCCCGUUGAGAAGAUCUGUCAGCGCAUGAGCAGCACAGACACACAGAUCUGUCAGCUCAGUCAUGAGCCUCAGCUGAAGGACCUGAGCAGCGACGGGCUGAAGAAGCUGAGAGUUUUGGAGCUGAGGAACAUCUUAGCCUCAUGGGGGGAGGAAUGUCGAGGCUGCCUGGAGAAACACGAGUUUGUCAGCCUCAUACAGGAGAAGGCCCCGCUGCACGCUCACACCGUGGAACUAUGAGUCGCAAUUAUGUGUCUCAUCCACCCGCACAGUAAAUAAGACACAGACUCGCGUAUUCUUCAGUAUUAAUGUACACAGACUUGACUUGGUUAUCCAAAAUAACAAAACAAAUUCAAAUUGAGGAUUUUCGCCCUCUAAGUUUUGGCCUGAUUGUGAAAAUAAACUUCUGCUAAACUUUCCAGUGGCCCUCUUGUUCCUCAGGCAUCUAACUAUAAACACCCAAUUUAUGCCAUUGACCGUAUUCACAUGGCGGCCAUUUUCCUCUGAUGAUGAUUCCGUGAUUGGUGUUACCAGCCCCCCCCCCCCUUAUUGCUGUUGCCUGUAUUGUUAGUUAUUCAGUUGAGUUCAAGCGUGAUACGUGCAUCAUAUGUCUUGUCGCUUGCUGGUACCAUGACCUCUUUGAAAAACUGUUUGUCACUGAAGUGCAAUUAAUCUUGGGAUAGGCUGGGCCGGGAAGGAUCCCCCCCGUUGGAGCCUUUGUUCCCCGGGGAUGGAAGGACACAUUUGUUCGGUUGCAUUUGUCGGAGCCUUCUAGACAAUUAUUACUUUGCUAGAUUGAUAACAUCCAAUCCAUUUUUUAUACAGUCUGCUGUGUCCUGGUAGUGAAUGAGCUAUCAAAUACGUAAUUAUCCGGUGUGGAUUUGGUUACUUUUGGUUUAUAUCAGGUUAAAGUUACCGGAUUUGUGCCAGUAUUGGCCCGUUGUGCCAAAGGACACCGGCCCAAGCCACUUCUGCGGAUCUGAGAUCUGCCCCUAAUGGCUGUGCUGACAAUGUAUGAAUGGUGUGUGACAGAAAAGGCGCUGGAUAUAGAGUACGAAUGUGUGUUGUUGUGCUAUUUAAAUUAUUUCCUUACAAAAGUCCUUUAAGCUUGUAGCCUAUAUGGCUGUGGAUUAGUCCGUUAAAAAAUAAAACAAUCAUAUCAAACUGUG